AUGAUGGUUUCGGAUGACUCAGAAAGUCAGCUUUAUGGGAGUAUGCGGCAGCUGAAGAUGAGGUUGGAGUAUCUGUCCAGCAUUGACACCAAUGAAGCUUAUGAUCUCAAGAAAAGCAUCAAUGAGAUGCUAAACAUACAAGUAUCAGUCAAUAAUGAACUGAAGAACUUGGAGCAGAAGAGAUUGCAGCUGAAGGAAGAAAUUGCACAAUAUAAUCAAAAUCUUGAGAACUUGAAGGUGCAGGUUUCCACCCAGCAAGCAAUACUUGGUCAAAUUGACAGUUCUAUUAAACAGGCACAGUUGACGAAGUCUGAGCUUGACAAAUUUUUACCUCGUCUCUACUACCCUGCUCGUACCCUUCGUCCCCUGGAGGUUGACCCUGUGUUUCCAUCACCAAACACAACCCAUUCCCUCAGCUGCAAAAUGCAUCAUUGCUUUGACUAUGCAAAGUGCUCUUUGACUGGAGGGAUGCCGUUUCAGUUCCAAGUAUUCCCUGAUGGUGAAGAGCAUAUACUUGCAAAGAAAUUUGUCAGGGCAGCAGCCUUGGAGGUUGGCUCCAUAUCUGACAACAGCAGUGUACCUGUGAAAUGUGUGAAUUUUGUAGUUCUUGAAAAUCCAGUGACUCCUGAGAUUUGCUCCAUCCCUUCAUGGAAAGGUGAUGGAAGAAACCACAUCCUUGUCAUGAUUCAGGAAGAUCUCAUUCCCAGAAGUGUGGAACCCAUAGGACGAGCAAUGAAUGCGCAAAGCUAUGCCACUGAGUGGACUUUUCGGCCUGGCUUUGACAUUGUGAUCCCUCCUUUGUUAUCAUCAGUUGAGGAUGAUUUGCCCCUCAUGUCACCUGCACGACGUGUAAUGUUUCUCUCCUUUUUGGGAGAAUUCCUUCCAACUAAUGAUAGUGUGGUAGAACCUCAAUCCAAAUCAGAAAAUCAAACUAUGGGGGUCCAAUCCAUGAAUUCCAUUGCUCAUCUCAUCGUGAAUACAUUGCGCAACCUCCAAGGUCACACAACUGGUGAUAGAUUUUUGUUCCAAUUCAAGUGUUCUCCUGCAGAUCAUGACAGCUACUUCCCACUUCAGUCAGACUGGAAGUUGUGUGGGUCUAGAACAGUCAGGCACAAGGUGCUACGUGACUCAACAUUCUCUCUCAUUGUUGCUCCACUGAAUGACUCAAUCAUCACCACCCCAACCCUGAUCUAUCGCCUUGUAGAGGCUCUGCAGUUGGGUGCUGUACCUGUGAUAAUUGGAGACCAUGUCCAGUUGCCAUUUGCUGAGACAAUCGCAUGGAAAAGUGCAGUUGUGGUCUUGCCUAUUUCACGCAUCACUGAGUUGCAUUUCUACUUGAGGGCAUUUUCUGACACUGAUAUUUUGGCCAUGAGACGUCAGGGGCGUAUGAUCUAUGACACAUACCUAUGCUCAUUGGGGGCAAUCAUCAAGACCUUGGUUGCAUUGAUGAGAUACCGUUUGAACAUCCCACCACUCCCUGUGCCAGAGGCACCCAGCCCCAGUGCAUUUAAUGCCUCUUUUGUUCCUCUGAAAACAGCUCCCAUCCUCCUUGGUGAAGAACCAGAUGAAGAUUUGGGUCCCAUUGAAGUUGAUAUCAAUCCUCUAGUGCCUCCAAGUCCAAAGUUUAUGCGCAACUUCUCUCAUCUGCUGCUCAAUAGGCAUGAGAUGUGGAAUGUUUAUUUUGAUCCUUUCCAUUUGUAUCCCACCUUGCCCUUUGAUCCUUUGCUUCCAUCUGAGGCUAAGUUUACUGGAUCAGAGCUUGGAUUCCGUCCUAUUGGCAAUGGAGCAGGUGGCUCAGGGAAAGAAUUUGCAGAAGCACUUGGUGGCAAUUAUCCCAAAGAGAAAUUCACUAUUGUGAUGCUAACUUAUAAAAGAGAGCAGGUCAUGAUGAGUGCACUUUCUCGGCUGCACAGUUUGCCAUACCUCCACAAGGUGGUAUUGGUGUGGAAUAGCCCUGACCCUCCAGCUCCUACACUUCGUUGGCCUGAUAUUGGAGUUCCCAUUCAUGUGAUUUAUACAGGGAAGAAUAGCUUGAACAACAGGUUCUUGCCAUAUGAAGCCAUUGAAACCGAUGCCAUUCUCUCCAUUGAUGAUGAUGCCCAUCUUCGCCACGAUGAGAUCAUCUUUGGCUUUAGAGUGUGGCGAGAGGCCAGAGAUCGUAUCGUGGGAUUCCCAGGACGCUUCCACGCAUGGGACUUGAACUAUGGAGGAUGGAAUUACAACUCCAACUACUCUUGUGAACUUUCGAUGGUUCUGACUGGUGCUGCUUUCUUCCAUAAGUACUAUGCCUAUCAGUACUCCUAUGUAAUGCCUCAAGCCAUUCGAGACAAAGUGGAUGAGUUCAUGAAUUGUGAAGACAUUGCCAUGAAUCUUCUUGUGUCUCACUUGACUCGCAAGCCCCCCAUCAAGGUUACAUCUCGCUGGACAUUCCGGUGCCCAGGCUGUUCGCUGAGUUUAUCAGAGGAAGAAUCCCACUUUGAAGAGCGACAUCUCUGUAUGAACUUCUUCACCAAGAGAAGCAAAGGAGGCUCUGGGAGUUGUGGACGUAUCUGCACCAUCUCAAGAAAGGACUCGAAAGUAGACUCAGGGGAUGGAGAUCAGGUUGACAAGAAUUCAACAAUUCCAUUCAGAGAGAACACAAUACAUGAUGAUUGUCCUCUGAAUGUGAAAACUCUUGGUCGAAGCUCCUGGAACCUCCUCCAUACAAUGGCUGCAUAUUACCCGGAGAAGCCGACUGAAACUAUUCAAACUGAAGCUAAUGCCUUUAUGCAUCUCUUCACCUACCUCUACCCUUGCUUCCACUGUUCACAGGAUUUCAGUGAAGAACUCAAAAGGCACCCUCCUGAUGUGACUUCAAGAAAAGUCUUCACAAAAUGGCUUUGUGAUCGUCACAACUUUGUGAAUGAGAAAUUGGGAAAGCCCAUGUUUGACUGUGCCUUAUGUCACGUGCUAAACUUCAACUUUAGCCUUACCUUUCCAAGUCGCAGCAUGGACGUCGACGUUGACCAAAGAAUCAGAGAUAUUCAGAGGGAGUAUCUUAACUUCUUGGAUGACGAGGAUGAUCAAGGCAUUUACUCUGAGCUUGUGAAGGACAUGAUCACCAACAAGAAUGUUAGGUUGAUUGUUGACAUCAAUGAUCUGAGAAGGAAGCUUCCCCAGAGGGCUGCUGGGUUGCUUGAAAAUGCUUUUGAAGAACAAGGAGCAUUUCAGAAAGCCCUCAUGGAAUUUGUUGCUGCUGCUGAUGCAACCUAUGCAAAGGACCAUGAGGCAUUCUUUGUGGGCUUUGAGGGAAGUUUUGGGUCCAGGCAUGAUGAGGAUGGCAACCCUUUGGAAACAGAAUAUGGCCUUUCCACUUACAAGGAUCACCAGACACUCUCCAUUCAAGAAAUGCCUGAAAAAGCACCAGCAGGUCAGUUACCACGCUCUGUGGACAUCAUUCUGGACAAUGAUCUGGUGGAUGCAUGCAAGCCUGGUGAUCGAGUGCAGAUUGUUGGCACCUUUCGUUGCCUCCCGAGCAAGCAGGGUGGCGUCACUUCUGGAUCUUUCAGAACGGUGCUGAUAGCAAAUAAUGUGUGCCUGCUGAGCAAGGAAGCAAAUCCUUGUAUCACAGCUGAGGAUGUGAGGAAGUGCAAGCGUUUUGCCAAGUCACAUGGAGGUGCUGUAUUUGAUAAGUUGGCUCACUCCAUAGCACCAUCCAUUCAUGGCCAUGAGUACAUCAAGAAGGCUGUCCUUUGCAUGCUCCUUGGUGGGCUGGAAAAGCAUCUACCAAAUGGGACAAGGCUCAGAGGAGACAUCAACAUCUUGCUGAUUGGAGAUCCAAGCGUGGCAAAGUCUCAGUUGCUUCGGUAUGUCUUGCACACUGCACCAAGGGCGAUCACAACAACUGGUCGUGGGAGUUCAGGUGUAGGUCUCACGGCUGCAGUGACAUCUGACCCAGAAACAGGAGAGCGCAGAUUGGAAGCCGGUGCCAUGGUCUUGGCUGAUCGCGGUAUUGUCUGCAUUGACGAAUUUGACAAGAUGAGUGAUAUAGAUAGGACAGCAAUUCAUGAGGUUAUGGAGCAGGGUCGAGUCACCAUCUCCAAGGCAGGGAUACAUGCACAACUGAAUGCUCGGUGUUCUGUCCUUGCUGCUGCUAAUCCUGUUUAUGGAAGGUAUGACCAAUACCGUGCACCCAUGGAGAACAUUGGGAUGCAAGAUUCUCUCCUCUCCCGUUUUGAUCUGCUUUUUAUUGUACUGGAUCAAAUCGAUCCAGAGAAUGACCGCCGCAUAUCGGACCAUGUGCUGAGCGUCCAAACCUUUAGGGGCCCUGGAGAGCAAGAUGGAGAACCAUUGCCUUUGGGUUUGGGAGUGGAUAUCCUUACAACAAGGGAUUUGGAAAAGGAGGAUCGAGGGACAGAAGGCACUGUUAUUUAUGAGAAGCAAGAUCUCAUUCCAACAUCUGGAAAAAGGGACCAGAUUGUCAGCCUGGAGUUCUUGCGCAAGUACAUCCACAUUGCUCGAGUUCUGAAGCCCCAGCUUACAGAUGAAGCAUCAGAAGCCAUUGCCAAUGAAUAUGCCCGUCUCCGCUCAUAUGAUACCGAGAGCAGCGAUGUGGCUCGUACUCAACCAGUGACAGCUCGUGCCUUGGAAACCCUCAUUCGUCUUUCCACAGCUCAUGCAAAGGCUCGUCUAUCCAAGAGCGUUGAGAUUCAGGAUGCUAAAUCUGCUAUUGAGCUUGUCCAGUUUGCCUAUUUCAAAAAGGUUCUGGAGCGAGAGAAGCUAUCUCGAAGCAGAAAGCAAGAUGAUGUAGAAGAUGAUGAUAUGGCAGAUGAGAAUGAAAGCCAAACAUCUUCACGCAAAAAGAAGGGUGGGAGACAAGUGAGGGGAUCCCAAGUUAGUGAUCCAUAUGAGUUCGAUGGGAUGGAAGAAGAGGAAGAGAUCCCCCCUUUGAGUCCAAGCAGCGGGACGAGGACGCGGCGUGGGCCUCGUGCCGUCCGUGACGAGCCCAUGGACAUUGUUGCCCCUGGAGAGAAUCUCGAUUCUCACUCCCACAUCCAACCUGCCAGGCUAAAGGCGUUCAAGGCAACCUUGACUCGAGUGUUCCGAGAGCGUCGGGCCCAGCGCCUACCUGCAGAGGAUGUCAAAGCCGUCUUGGAUCUGGAGUACACUGGACCUGAUGCUUUCACAACAGAAGAAGUAAAUGAGGCUCUCCAGAAAAUGGAAGAGGACAAUCAAAUCAUGCAGGCCAAUAAUUGGGUGUACCUUAUCUGAUUGAUGUUCCCAAUUUUACAUGCUGUUCAUGUCGUGUUUUGUACUUAUUCAA
Messenger RNA from Darwinula stevensoni, 5302 nucleotides. The record is from the annotation of a GenBank genome assembly. NCBI's taxonomy places the organism in Eukaryota, Metazoa, Arthropoda, Ostracoda, Podocopida, Darwinulidae.